AAAAAAAAAAAUUGACGAAGUAAAAGAAGUGGAUGUCAUAGACCCUCCCAACGAUCCCUAAGAUCUAAAUUGGAGACUCCGAUCUCUAUCCCGAAUCGAGACGAACGCCAUCAGUCUCUGUAUCUGUUAUUGCCCUCUUUGGUCGUCACCAUUACGGGCACUGUUAAUCUCUCGAUGGAUGCCAAAACCUGCUCGGGAGAUGCAAUCAGCUGGCUCCCACACGAAGUUUUGGGCAAAAUUUUGUCCUUACUGCCGACAAAACAGGCUGUGUCAACAUCUGUUCUCUCGAAAAAGUGGAAUUAUAUGUACAGAUUGGCGGAUAGUCUUGAUUUUGAUGAUUCCGUCUCGCUGCAUGCGGAAGAGGGUGGUAAACAAACGAGUUUUGUGUUUUCAGAUAGCUUCAAGAAAAUUGUGGAUCGAACACUGGCUUUGCAAUGUGAUUAUUCGAUCAAGAAAUUCUCACUAGCAUGCCAUGUUGGCGCGGUUAAUGAAGGCCAAAAGACUUGUGUGGGCCGCUGGAUAUCCAAUGUGGUAAGGCGCGGUGUUUUGGAAAUGGACUUAAGGAUAAAAGAUCGGGGUAUACACUUCCUGCCCCCUCUGCUCUUCGCAAGCAAAACACUGGUUAAGCUGACACUGGGAACAAAGCUCUACCUUGGAAAGCUUCCUUCAUAUGUGUCACUUCCAUCUCUCAAGUUUCUCUUCAUCGAUACGGUUUUCUUUGAAUAUGAAGAUUUGUGUUAUGUACUUCUUGCUGGUUGCCCGGUACUCGAGGAGUUAUCAGUCCAUCACAGAGACCAAGCUAUCCCUCACACCAUAUCGAGUCCGACGGUCAAGAGACUAUCAGUUGACUACGACUGUCAUAGCGAGAACGAACUGUCAUUUGACCUGCCAAACCUAGAGUACCUUGACUACUCUGAUUUCGCCUUGCAUGAGUAUCCACAAGUUAACUUGGGAUCCCUUGUUGAAGCUAAGAUGGAUCUUUAUCCGGGACAUGUGGAGAGGGCAGAUGUAACUGAACUCCUCAUGGGGAUAAGAAAUGUUGAGAUCCUUCAUCUAUCUCCCGUUACGGUUGAUGUUAUCUAUUCAUGCUGUAAAUAUGGGCUACUUUUACCGGUAUUCAAUAAUCUGGUUAAUUUAUCUUUUGGGAGUAAGGAUAAACGAGGUUGGAAAUUGCUGGCAAAUAUGCUUAAGCAGUCUCCAAAGCUUGAAACUUUACUUAUCCAGGAUCUGAAUGGUUACAGAGGCGAUGUCUCAAUGCCUCCGAAUCAAGUGAAGGUGUUGCAUGUUCUGAAUUAUGGAGGAACUGAUGAAGAGUUUAAACAGUUGGAGAAAAGUUUAAUUGGGAGAAAACGUAAUGCAGAAGCUGUGGUGGAUGAUGGCAUAAGUUUGCAAACCAAAAGGGGAUAUAACGAUGCUUCAUGGAGUUUCACUUCCAGGAAAAUGCCAUUCCAGAGUGGCAUAAGUCGUCUAGAUUCAUAUUAUGCUAAGUAACUCUAUACUCAUAUAUUGUUUCUACUCGACUUUUUUUCAUCUUUUGAUACACUUUACAAUAAACUGCUUCAUAUCAAACCCACUUAUCAUGUGACUUCUUCGUCUAGACUCAAGAGCAUGAAAGGUUAUCUCCUUUUUAUUUACAGGAUUCCCCUGUGGGUUGGGUUU
Messenger RNA from Camelina sativa (false flax), 1659 nucleotides. The record is from RefSeq and is a predicted model, not a curated record. NCBI's taxonomy places the organism in Eukaryota, Viridiplantae, Streptophyta, Magnoliopsida, Brassicales, Brassicaceae.